Messenger RNA from Protopolystoma xenopodis, 210 nucleotides. Lineage: Eukaryota; Metazoa; Platyhelminthes; Monogenea; Polystomatidea; Polystomatidae. The record is from the annotation of a GenBank genome assembly.
AUGUUGCAAAACGGAGAAUUCGAACCAGUCGUUUCACCUGUCUGCUUGCACGACAGUCAAAAUGACCUCACUUUAUCCUGUGGCUGCACCUGUGCGGUUGAACUACAGCCUGUUCAUGGGGCUGUCCACAUGCCUGCUUGCCGGGACAAUGGCUUAGAAGCAAUGUGCCCGGCCGGUGGUGAUGAACGUUGUCGUGAGUUGGCCAAAUGA